Messenger RNA from Aspergillus fijiensis CBS 313.89, 1209 nucleotides. RefSeq lists its product as uncharacterized. NCBI's taxonomy places the organism in Eukaryota, Fungi, Ascomycota, Eurotiomycetes, Eurotiales, Aspergillaceae. The transcript has a single exon. The record is from RefSeq and is a predicted model, not a curated record. The coding region runs from base 1 to 1209 and encodes 402 amino acids. Gene Ontology annotation, molecular function: protein binding.
AUGGAAUCCACCAACAGCGACACCACGAGCCGCCUCCUCUGCCUUCCUCGGGAGGUAUUCGACAUGAUCCUGCAGCUCCUCACCCCUCCAGCGCAGGUGUGUCUACUCCUAACAUGCCGCGGCCUCUACCACCACCAAGUCUACAACGCCACCAUCAGCGACCUCCGUCCCCAAUUCCAAAUCACCUCCGACAUGAUGAAUUACAACAAGAAGCGAGGCUACGAUCGACCCACGAUCUACCGCAGGGCCCUCCUCCGCCAACUCCAAGACGACCGCUGGGCCUACUGCUUCGCAUGCUUCGAGCUCCAUCCGCGGGCCGAAUUCGACAGCUACAGCUGCCACCACCGAUGGGCGCCGUUCCUGGCGCUCAGCACCAGCGCCAUGUGCACCGCGCAGACGGGCAUCGUCGACCUCUGCCCCUGCAUCAGCCUCACCGCGCGCCACAAGAUGCGGAUUGCCCGCUACCUCGCGAAGGAUGCGUCCGACCCGCAAGACCGGCGGUAUGCCCCUAUCGACACGGACCCCCGCUUCCGAGUCAUUCCCACCGGCCCCAACACUCGCGGCCUCGUCCACGACUGCAACAUCCCCGCCUGCUGGGCGGGUGACAUUCUCUCCCACAGCAUGGUCCUCUUCCUCGACAGUCGACGGAACCUGAUCGCGCACACGUGGUACCGCGUAAGCACCCGCUGGGGUAGUGCCGGGUGGUCCUUGUAUGCGUGUCCGCAUUAUUCUCUCCUGGCCUUUCGCUACAUUGAGCCGGUGCGCAGGCCUUCCCACGUCUGUCCACUUUGUCGAGCGCAGUGGCACACGGAGCUCGGGUGGCCGUGGCGGGACGAGCUGUGGGUGACCCUCACCAGGGAUCUGGGGGGUGCACGGUGGCCGCCCGAUGCGGCGUGGCAGGCGCAGCGUCGGGUGCGGAGUCGGGGUUGGUACAGAAAGAUGUUCAAGGAAGACAGAAUGGGGGUGGAUUGGGUGCAGGAUCGGGAUAUUGUGGACGAUUCGUAUGGGGAAGAGAGUGCAGGGGAUCCGGACGAGUGGGAUUAUCCGUAUGAAACGGAAUCGGAGUUCUUCAACGAUUCGGACGAGUCGGAGUCAGAUGAUUCACUCAGUUCGGACGAUUCAGACGAAUCAGAGGAGUCAGACUCUUCAGAUGAUUCGGAGGAUCCAGCAAAUUCAGCGGAUACAGAUGAUUUGGACGAUUCAGGGUGA